AUGUCGAAGAACCCGAAGGUCUUCUUUGACAUAGUGAUAGGUAAGAUGAAAGCAGGCAGGGUAGUGAUGGAGCUAUUUGCCGAUACAGUCCCCAAAACAGCAGAGAAUUUCCGAGCACUUUGUACUGGGGAGAAGGGCAUUGGGAAAGCUGGGAAGCCACUCCAUUACAAGGGCUCUUCUUUCCACCGUAUAAUCCCCAAAUUCAUGUGUCAGGGUGGAGACUUCACCAGAGGGAAUGGGACUGGUGGGGAGUCCAUCUAUGGGGAGAAGUUUCCAGAUGAGAAUUUCAAGCUGAAGCACACUGGACCUGGCAUCCUGUCCAUGGCGAAUGCAGGGUCGAACACCAACGGCUCCCAGUUCUUCAUUUGCACCGAUAAAACCUCGUGGCUUGAUGGUAAGCACGUGGUGUUUGGCCAAGUCGUGGAUGGAUAUAGUGUUGUGCAGGAGAUGGAGAAGGUUGGGUCCUAUAGUGGCACCACUUCAAAAACUGUUGUUAUUGAGGAUUGUGGUGAGGUUGAUGGGUGUGAGUGA
Messenger RNA from Linum tenue, 531 nucleotides. The record is from the annotation of a GenBank genome assembly. NCBI's taxonomy places the organism in Eukaryota, Viridiplantae, Streptophyta, Magnoliopsida, Malpighiales, Linaceae.